Molecule: messenger RNA, 2858 nt
Organism: Micropterus salmoides (largemouth bass)
Lineage: Eukaryota; Metazoa; Chordata; Actinopteri; Centrarchiformes; Centrarchidae
Gene: adra1aa
Product: adrenoceptor alpha 1Aa
Exons: 3
Coding region: 739-2190 (483 amino acids)
Biological process (GO): positive regulation of cytosolic calcium ion concentration; adenylate cyclase-activating adrenergic receptor signaling pathway; phospholipase C-activating G protein-coupled receptor signaling pathway
Cellular component (GO): membrane
Molecular function (GO): alpha1-adrenergic receptor activity
Source: RefSeq, a predicted model, not a curated record
CAGUGAGUCAUUUGGUCCUUAUCAUCAUCUGAAGAGACUUGGAGCACCUGAAGGUCCGGCGUUUUAAACCGGCGGACGUGUGAGGGCUCUCUGUCUCCUGGCGCGACUCAGCAAUCACAGCCGUCUCCAAACGUGGCCAAGGCAAACGGUGGGCAUGUGAAAAUCAAACUCAAAGUUAGGCGCUGGAUAUUGUCGCUGAAUCCCGUGUUGAAGGUGAAUCUGCAUUCAACAGGAAGAGACUGAACUAUUGCUCACGUACCAUCGUACCGAGAAAAGGGUUUCUCACUCCAAUUUUUAAGAAUAUGGACAUGAAAUUUUCUUCCCAAACUGCAGUUUUUUGCUCAGAGAACAUGCAAAGAUGUGUACGCCCAUCUGUCUGUACCGUAUGUUAUGCAUUUUUAACAGUGUUUUUGUGCCGGCAGCGUAAAACUACUCAGUUUUAAGGUUUAAGGUAGGUUUUGUGUGCAUAUAUUAAACUUCUCUCUCGGUGUUUCUGCAUGCGUCCUGUAGUUUUAUUUUUCUUGAUGCAUUGCCAGUGUAAUGGCUCAUUUGCCAGAGGCAUCAUCAUUCAAAUUAUGUUUAGACAAGACAGUCUUAAUGCGAUCAUUACUCUAAUGGCUUUUAUGAGAAAGCCCUGAUGUCCUUUUCCCCCUGUAGUGAACUGAAAUAGGUGUGUUGUGUUUCAGUACACCUUUGCUUCACAGGACAGUGUCGAGCAUCAGCUUAGUACUGGAACAGAUGGUUCCUGUGCUUGACAAAAUGACCCCAGCUUCUCUGACACAGAACUGCUCCAACUGCAGCCAGGUUUUAGUCCCAGAGCUCAACGUAGUCAAGGCUGUAGUUUUGGGCUUGGUGCUCGGUUUCCUCAUUGUGUUUGGAAUUGUGGGAAACAUUUUGGUAAUCCUCUCAGUAGUUUGUCACCGACACCUGCGGACAGUCACACAUUAUUUUAUAGUUAAUCUGGCAGUGGCAGAUUUGCUGCUAAGCACCACUGUACUACCUUUCUCUGCCAUUUUUGAGAUUGUGGAUCGUUGGGUCUUUGGACGGGCCUUUUGCAAUGUUUGGGCAGCUGUGGACGUGCUCUGCUGCACUGCCUCCAUCAUGAGCCUCUGUGUGAUCUCCGUUGACCGCUACAUCGGAGUGAGUUACCCUCUGCGUUACCCAACUAUAAUGACAAAACGCAGGGCGCUGCUGGCAGUGAUGCUGCUUUGGGUGCUGUCUAUCAUCAUAUCUAUUGGACCUUUGUUUGGCUGGAAAGAGCCGGCACCUGAGGACGAGUCAGUCUGCAAGAUCACACAGGUGCCGGGCUAUGCUAUCUUCUCUGCUUUGGGCUCUUUCUACCUUCCUCUUGCCAUCAUACUGGUCAUGUACUGUCGGGUAUAUGUGGUAGCUCACAGAGAGAGCCAGGGCCUGAGGGAGGGCCACAAGACAGAGAAGUCAGAUUCAGAGCAGGUGAUACUCAGGAUACACAGAGGCAACACAACUGUAUCAGAGGACGAGGCCCUUCGCAGCCGCACACAUUUCGCCCUACGACUGCUCAAGUUCUCACGUGAGAAGAAGGCCGCAAAGACUUUGGGCAUUGUGGUUGGCUGCUUCGUGUUGUGCUGGCUGCCCUUUUUCCUGGUGCUACCCAUUGGCGCCAUGUUCCCCGCAUACAAACCUUCAGAGACUGUCUUCAAGAUAACCUUCUGGCUCGGUUACUUCAACAGCUGCAUCAACCCUAUCAUCUACCCGUGCUCCAACCAGGAGUUUAAGAAAGCUUUCCAGAGUUUACUCGGAGUUCACUGCCUGAGAACGACUCCCAGACCACACCAUCAUCACCUGCAUGCAGCUCAGAGUCAAACUCAAGGUCACAGCCAGCCCCUCACUCUGGGCCUGGACAGCAAGGGGGCUUCAUGUCGGCUCAGCCCAUCCUCCUCUAUGGCCCUGUCCAGAACCCCUUCCUCCAGGGACAGCAGGGAGUGGAGGGUUUUUCCUGGAGGCCCCACAGGCAGAUCUGGACCUGCUGAGACAAGCAGGGCUAAAGUGGCCAAGCUCUGCAGUAAAAGCUUCCACCGGACCUGCUGCUGCAUUCUCAGUGGUGGGUCUCCCCCGCAGGAGUCAAACUGUGCCCAGGCACCUCCUGUUGGAAACCUUCCCACCAUUAAAAUCCACCAACUGUCCUUGUCGGAAAAAGGAGAGCCUGUAUAACUGCUGUAAUCCUUCUUCCUUUAGUCGCGACUCCCCUUUCAAAGUCACUGAUAAGAAUAUAUUUCCUUUUACUCUGUUCACAAUACAAGGGAUGAGCUGUGUUGGAAUGGUGGCUGCUUUGAAAUUUAAAAUGUAAAAGUCUCAGCUUUGAUAUGAUUCUGUGAUUUUUCCUGGAUGUAAGAAAGAAAAUCUUGCAAAGAAAUGUCACAGCCACUAUAUUUUACCCCCUGAAGAAGAUGGCUUUUUAGUUUUCUGAACACAAACUAUGGCAGAAUACAGUUCGGGGGAGAUGAAAAUAAAGCAAAUGUCCAUCACAUUUUGGACAGGUGUAGAAAAAAAGGUCCUGUUAAUGCUCCCCUGAAGUGGAACAAAAGAAAAAAUCCACAGAGUCAAGAGACCAAAAGAUCUCUAAAUGUUUACAUAUUUUGUAUUAUAGAAGAGCAGUUCAAAUGUAUAAAAAUGUAAAUAAGAAUGUUUAUAUAUAUUGCAUGAUUUCACCAAAUGUUUUAAUGCUGGUCAGUGCUGUUGUCUCCAAAGUUUGCCUAAUGCUAUUCCUGUUGUCCAAAUUAUGUUGGUGUACUGCUCUGUACACAGUGAAUACCAAGGAACCUUCUGUACUUCCAUGUCAUGUUAUCAUAAAUUUGUAUGUAACAAGGGUUUCAUGAGGA